GUAGAGAGCAGCUCUGAAGAUGUCCGGUCGCGGGAAAGGUGGUAAAGGUUUGGGGAAAGGCGGUGCGAAGAGGCAUCGCAAAGUGCUUCGCGAUAACAUCCAGGGCAUCACCAAGCCCGCCAUUCGUCGCCUGGCUCGCCGCGGGGGAGUGAAGCGUAUUUCGGGGCUUAUCUACGAGGAGACCCGCGGGGUCCUCAAGGUUUUCCUCGAGAACGUUAUUCGGGACGCGGUGACGUACACCGAGCAUGCGAAGAGGAAGACGGUGACGGCCAUGGAUGUGGUCUAUGCCCUGAAACGCCAAGGCCGUACCCUUUACGGAUUCGGGGGCUAAAGACUUAAACAA
Messenger RNA from Pogona vitticeps (central bearded dragon), 343 nucleotides. Its product is annotated as histone H4. Gene Ontology annotation, molecular function: DNA binding; structural constituent of chromatin; protein heterodimerization activity. Gene Ontology annotation, cellular component: nucleosome. The record is from RefSeq and is a predicted model, not a curated record. NCBI's taxonomy places the organism in Eukaryota, Metazoa, Chordata, Lepidosauria, Squamata, Agamidae.